AUGAAUCUGAAUCGACCCCAGAGACGUGGAAGUGGUAUGCCAAGUAGCGGAGAGCGAGUUAGAAGUACUGCUGAGAGAGGGGUGAAGGAAGCAGACGAGCUUCGUCGGUAUGUGAAUGGUUCGGCUGAUUCCUGCACCGUGGGAAUGACAGGUGAUAUUUUCAUCAAUUCAAAUGGGGACCGUGAAUCAGACUACACUUUAUAUGAUAUGGAUCAAGCCACUGGAGUGAUGGAGCCAGUUGGGACAUAUGUGGGAUCCAAACAACAGUUUCGUCUUUUUGAUGGUGUAUCUGUUCAAUGGCCUGGAAAUCGCAAAACACCCCCUCCAGAUGUCCCUUACUGUGGCUUUGAUGGAAAAGCUAAACAUUGCGAAAAAAAUGAAGUAUUUCAGGGCAUGCGUGUUGCUGUAAAGCCAUUAAACAUUAAACGGCUAACAUUAUCUCGCUCGGUGUUGAUGGACCUGAAACAGAUGCGUAACUCAUCGCAUGAAAAUCUAGUACGUUUCAUUGGCAUGUGUCCAGAAGAGCCUCAUAUAGUAUUAUUCACAGAGUUUUGUCCGCGUGGAAACCUUCGAAAGCUGUUGGAAAAUGAUAGAUUUUCUCUGGACUGGAAUUUCAGAUAUUCAAUCGUUAAUGAUAUAGUCGAGGGCAUGAGUUUCAUACAUGACAGCUCUAUUUCCUACCAUGGAAAAUUAAAGUCUUCAAACUGUGUCAUAGACGGACACUUUGUUGUGAAGUUAACAGACUUUGGAUUGCGAUCUCUUAUUCUACAGGACCAACGAGACCAAUCGCCUAAUCCCCGCUCCUACUUUUGGGCCUCACCAGAACAAUUGCGAGAACGUUAUCCAGACAUGCAUGGAUCUCAGAAAGGUGACGUCUACAGUUUUGCUAUCAUUCUCCAGGAAGUGGUAACACGUUCAGAACCUUAUAGUACCUCUUCAACUGAUUCAGAUCCUGAAGAAAUUUUAGAGAAAAUUAGGAGAGGAAAUAUACCUCCUUUUAGACCAGAAAUUUCUUCAGAUGCUUGUUCUGUGGAACUUCUUACAUUGAUCCAUCGAUGCUGGGCAGAAGAUCCAUCUAUUCGACCAUCGUUUGCUUUCAUAAAAGUCACACUAAAGCAAAUUUCAAGGGAAAAAAGCAGUGGUAACUUUCUAGAUAAUCUUUUGAACCGGAUGGAACAAUAUGCAAGUAACUUGGAACAUUUAGUGGAGGAAAAAACGCAAGCCUUUCUGGAAGAGAAGAAAAAAAGUGAAGAGCUCUUAUACCAGAUUUUACCAAGAUAUGUUGCUGACCAGCUAAGAAGUGGACAUCACGUUCAACCAGAAACGUUUGAGUCGGUUACUAUAUACUUCAGUGAUAUUGUAGGGUUUACAGAACUAUCAGCAGAGAGUUCACCUAUGGAGGUAAUUGACCUUCUUAAUGACCUGUACAUAACAUUUGAUUCGAUAAUUGAGAAUUUCGACGUAUAUAAGGUGGAAACUAUUGGAGAUGCCUACAUGGUUGUGUCUGGCCUUCCAAUUAGAAAUGGCAUAAAUCAUGCCCGAGAAAUUGCCCGAAUGUCCUUGAAACUUCGUGAUGCCAUAAAACUGUUUAAAGUACGUCAUCGCCCUAAAAAUGUGCUUCAACUUAGAAUUGGAAUUCAUUCAGGUGUGUGUGCUGCAGGAGUAGUAGGUUUGAAGAUGCCAAGAUAUUGCUUGUUUGGUGACACUGUCAACACAGCAUCAAGAAUGGAAACCACUGGAGAACCUAUGAAGAUCCACAUGAGCCCAGACACUAGAACAAUCCUGAAGAACUUCGGUACAUUCAGUAUCUCCUUGCGUGGAGAAGUUUAUCUCAAGGGAAAAGGGAUGAUCCGGACAUAUUGGUUAGAAGGAGAAGACCUGGAAAAACGGGCAGUGUACAGAAGAGUUAAAUACAAGCUUUGA
Molecule: messenger RNA, 1923 nt
Organism: Limulus polyphemus (Atlantic horseshoe crab)
Lineage: Eukaryota; Metazoa; Arthropoda; Merostomata; Xiphosura; Limulidae
Product: atrial natriuretic peptide receptor 1-like
Exons: 16
Coding region: 1-1923 (640 amino acids)
Biological process (GO): intracellular signal transduction; cGMP biosynthetic process; receptor guanylyl cyclase signaling pathway
Molecular function (GO): ATP binding; guanylate cyclase activity; peptide receptor activity
Source: RefSeq, a predicted model, not a curated record